CUAUUUGAAAACAAGUCUCGAAAUAAAUCUUUUUGCAUUUCCAAAUAUUCCAUGUCUAGUGUCUGAGAUGGUUCCGGACGAUUAACCAGAGCCGACCGAUGACCCUAGUGGAGGAAACGCUCUCAUAUCACAACGAGGCGUUCAGCGAGUACGACUACUCCACCUCAAAUUUUUACGACAAACAAGGCAUCUACACCAAAAUAGAGGAACCACUGCCAUCAUCAUCUGUGAACUUACCAUCAGCUACCUUCAACAAAUCCUUACGGCAACCAAGACGCAAUUAUCUGGCACUGCGGCCCAACGGGAGGCCCGCGAACAGGUUUAACAAUAAAACUGUGACAUUUCACGACUAUGUUGUGGUUCGGGAAUGCGACGAGGAGUGUGAAGGAAAUACGGAGACUACGUUCACAACAGAGGCGGAGAUUUGUACCGAUUCAGAAGAAAUGAACAUGGAUUGUGAAUCAGGAAAUGACGAUUUAGAUCUCCCAGAAGAAUUUAAAAUACAAUCACAAAGAAUCACUUCAUAUUGUGACGACAUAGACAAUGAGUCAGAAAUGCUCAAAAUGAGUAGUGCUCAAUGCUCAAAACUAAAAAGAGUCAACCGAGACUUCGAAAUACAUAAUACGGACCACACACAAGUAAACAUGGACUUAGAAGAUAGAAUUCAUGCAAAACCACUAGAAAUAAGGCAACAAAAAAUAGCUGGAAAGCACCGAUUCAAGUCUAAUAUACAGAGAAUACGAAGACACUCAACUGAGAGUCAAGAAAGAGAUCAUACAGCAACACAAAACUCAGCAUCCGAAGAUACUACUACACAAGCAGAAUUCUCCAUUUUUCAAGGAGAGCCAUAUAUCAUUAACCUUAAAGCCUUGGUUUCAGAGGCCAAUAAACUGGCUGUCAACUAUUCAGAAGGCUUCAAAUCAGAUGGUACCAGAAGACCGGAUUAUCUUAAUUUAGAUCCUCAGAUUUCAGUAGCUGAAAUUUAUGUACAAAACAUUAAUGAUGUUCAUAACUUACAAACACAUCUAAGCACACUAACGCUUCACUCAGGUCAAUACAAUGGAUCUGAAGAACGUCUGGCAGUAGAAUCCAACAACACAGAAAGCUCAAACACAUAUUAUGUUAACGAGGACAUUGCAACAAAUUUAGAUGACAGCAGCCCAGAAGAGGACUCUGUAUCUAAUCUAGACACAAGCAGUCAACAUCUGAAAUAUCUUCAUGAUCCACGACACUCAGAUAGAAUGUUUCUGCAACACAGACACACAUGAAACUAAUGAUAGGAGAUGAUAAUGGGAGUGAUACUUAACUCAACUUAAUUUUCGUAUUGAGCUUGAGCACCAAAUGAGCCUCUGUAAAAUGGGAACAGAACAGAUUUGGCAUCUGAGGCAAUAAACUGAUGGGAGAUUAAUACAAGCUUUAAAAGUUUUAAAGUUUGCUUAUGUAUGCUGUCCCGCACCAAUGGUGCCCUUCCUACAUUAUAUAAUGUACAUCACUGCACACGGACAUGCUUCCUUUGUAUUGAAAUUGCACUUUACGUUGCA
Messenger RNA from Sinocyclocheilus grahami, 1541 nucleotides. RefSeq lists its product as uncharacterized. The record is from RefSeq and is a predicted model, not a curated record. The coding region runs from base 99 to 1268 and encodes 389 amino acids. The transcript is spliced from 2 exons. NCBI's taxonomy places the organism in Eukaryota, Metazoa, Chordata, Actinopteri, Cypriniformes, Cyprinidae.